CUUCCAUGAUUUGAGUAAAACGAUUGAGGCUCUCCAGCAGAAAAGAAAAGAUUUAAAAUGUCAUUUGGACAUUUAAAAAAUUGUUCAUAAAUUAAUCAAAAAUGCAGCCUCGAAUUAUUUUUCCUACUGAAUUAAGUGUUUGUAAUUUAGUGUGACCCCUAAAAUUAAAGUACACGUACACCAAUUUAUAUUUCCGAGGUUGGUACUCUAAUGGCAAAAGUGUCAGUGUCGAUGUGUGCGAAAGAAUCGUAGGGUGAUUGUCAGCUGUUAUCAAUGGAAUAUCUUCGCAGAAGGAACUGAGCAUCACGUAAGGUUUGUUUACAAACCAAAAUGGCAUGUAAGUUAGAGAUGGAAGAUAAUCAUCAUAUCUCAUAUUCUUCAGGAAAUGAUGUAGAUGGAAAGAAAAGACUGAGGUGCAGCAAUUUUUCAUCGCAGGAAAAAAACAUUCUAAUACAUAUAAUAGAAAAAUAUCAGGACAUAAUUGAAUGCAAGAAAACAGAUAAAAUCAGCGUUCAGGAAAGAGAAAAGGUGUGGGAAGGUAUAGCCCACGAAUUUAACGAAAUGGUUCUAGCUGAACCGGUAAGAACAUCCCGACAAUUGAAAAUGUGCUACGAAAAUUUAAAGAGAAGAAUCAGGAAGGAAGUGUGUGCUGAUGAACAAAAGUCCGUUAAACCUAGCAUUGAUCCAGUAGUUGCUUUGAGAUCCCAAGUACUCGUUCCGAGUGACGUUGAUUCAAAUUCAUCAACACAUCUCCACGCACCCCAAGGUUCUGCUGGAGGAACAGCAGGGCAGUUUAAGCCUGAUGGUUACUCUGUGCCAGUAGAUGACUAUGUGGAAACAAGCCAUCAUAAACUGAGAAGAAAGAAUGCUAAUAUAGCAAAGUUACGACGAAUAUUAUUGAAUAAAGAAAUCAGUUUAAUUAAUAUGGACUUGGAAAUGAGAGCAAAGAAGUAUGAGUUAGAACUGAAAGUAGAAGAAGCCAAGCUUGAGUACUAUAAAAGAAAAAUUGCAAUGCUCAGUAACACACAAAAUGGGAAAUCAUGAUUUAUGGUUUGGCAUUUAUUUCAUAUCUUAAUGCUAAAGAUUUUGGCAGAAAAUUUAUUACAACUUUUUGAGGAUUCUGAAUUGUGCAUUAGUGAUAUGUUAAUACAAUUUUGUUUUCAUUUGCUGUGGCCAAAUACAGCAUGACCUCUCAUUACAGAAGGGACAUGUUCCAGAAAACGUUUCCAUAUUGUGAAAUUCUGUAGCAUGAACCAUAUUUUCUCCAUUGACGUCCAUGUUGUAAGUGGAGAUGUAGUUACUAUAGGAUUCUGACGAUGGUGUAUAACACACUGAUAUGUUGGGAUUUUGGACUUUAUCCAUCGUCCU
This is a messenger RNA of Cryptotermes secundus, 1368 nucleotides long. RefSeq lists its product as uncharacterized. The record is from RefSeq and is a predicted model, not a curated record. Bases 331 to 1044 code for a protein of 237 amino acids. NCBI's taxonomy places the organism in Eukaryota, Metazoa, Arthropoda, Insecta, Blattodea, Kalotermitidae. The transcript is spliced from 2 exons.